AUGGCCAGCAGCGACCUCGUCACCGUCCUCGCCGACGGUUCCUUUGAGGACCAGAUUGUCGAAUGCUCGGCCUUCCUCUCCAGAUCGCACCCGGAGGCCUCCCGGUCCGAGUUCAUCGCCAACUUCCAGAAGAAGGCCGCAGAAGCCGAGCCCCAGCCCACCGAGGAGGGCGCACAGGCUGCUGCGGACCCCGUCAAGAAGCAGGAGGUCGUCAAGAGCCUCGUCGCCGAGGUCAAGUCGCUCGGCGAAGGGUCCGACCGCGAGAUGGAGGGCGUCUUCAACCUCAUCAGCUCGCUCGUCCUCUCGACGUUUGCCACGCCCGAGGAUGAGGGCGCACGACAGUCGCUCCUGAGCCAGCUCGCCUCUGCCCUGGUCUCCGAGGGCCCGACAGAGAAGAACCUCGUCCGAUACCGAAUCCUGUCCAACAUCUUCAACACGCUGCCGGCGCGAUCUGCGCUCCGCCUCGACCUCUUCAACGCCCUGCUCAGCCUCGCCUCGAAGAACGACGACCUCGACUUCCUCGCGUCUGCGCUGGCGAGCCUGCCACAAUGGCUCGCCGAGUGGCAGGUGUCGGACGAGGCCAAGUCGGCGUGCCUGGAAAAGGUGGCCAAGGCGCUCGAGUCGGCAGAAAAGGAGCACGACCAGGGCUCCAAGGCGUACCAGUACCUCGUCCUCCACCUGCGCUUCAUCUCGCUCAACCGCUCGGCGUCGGCGGAUGCCAAGGGGGCCGCCGAGAGGACGGUGGCCAGCGCGCUGCGGCUCAACAAGAUGUACGAGUUUGAGGACCUGAUGAAGAUCCAGGCGGUGCUCGACCUCAACGGCUCGCCCGUGUUUGAGCUGCUCAAGAUCUUUGUCGGCGGAUCGGCCGAGGACUUUGACGCGUGGCUCGGCAAGGGUGGCAAGCAGGAGCUCGAGCGUCUCGGCCUUUCCGAGGCUGAGCUGUCGCGCAAGAUCCGGCUGCUGGACCUGGCCGGUCUGUGCGCGCGCAGCGUGUCGACCGAGGUGGCGUACAGCGAGAUUGCCAAGACGCUCAAGGUGUCGGAGGACGACGUCGAGACGUGGGUGAUUGACGUGAUCCGCGCCGGGCUCGUGUCGGGCAAGCUGUCGCAGGUCAGUUCGUCGUUCCGCGUGUACCGGUCGGCGCACCGCACGUUUGGCCAGGAGCAGUGGCAGGCGCUCGAGACGCGGCUGGUGCAGUGGCAGUCGAGCAUCAACAACAUCCUCGAGACCAUCGGACGAACUCGCGGUGGUCAGACUGCUGGCAUCUCUGGUGCCGAUGCCGCCGCCGCCCAGGCCGAGGCUUCGGCAUGA
Messenger RNA from Pseudozyma flocculosa PF-1, 1311 nucleotides. RefSeq lists its product as uncharacterized. The record is from RefSeq and is a predicted model, not a curated record. Bases 1 to 1311 code for a protein of 436 amino acids. Gene Ontology annotation, molecular function: translation initiation factor activity. Gene Ontology annotation, biological process: cytoplasmic translational initiation. Gene Ontology annotation, cellular component: eukaryotic translation initiation factor 3 complex; cytoplasm. Lineage: Eukaryota; Fungi; Basidiomycota; Ustilaginomycetes; Ustilaginales; Ustilaginaceae. The transcript has 6 exons.